Messenger RNA from Biomphalaria glabrata, 1656 nucleotides. Its product is annotated as ribonucleoside-diphosphate reductase subunit M2 B-like. The transcript is spliced from 8 exons. Gene Ontology annotation, biological process: deoxyribonucleotide biosynthetic process. Lineage: Eukaryota; Metazoa; Mollusca; Gastropoda; Planorbidae. The record is from RefSeq and is a predicted model, not a curated record. Gene Ontology annotation, cellular component: cytosol. The coding region runs from base 96 to 1289 and encodes 397 amino acids. Gene Ontology annotation, molecular function: ribonucleoside-diphosphate reductase activity, thioredoxin disulfide as acceptor.
ACUUCACAGAAAGAAUCAAUAUCAGAACAUUUGCGCCCAAGUCGUUCUCGCAGACGGUCGUAUUUUUUCUGUCCUUCUCCUUACAUUUAUUAACAAUGAAUAAAAUUUUAUCCUCAAAUGAAAAUGAACUUAAUAAAAUGAAAAAUAUGAAGAUAAACGACGAAAACGAGAGUUCUAUGAAACAAAAUCAUAUUACACCACGAAAACCACUCGGAACAAGUAUAUUGCAGAAUUCUAAUUUGAAUAUAAACGAUCUGGAUAAACCACUCAAAGAGUCUUCCCAGCUGACAAAAACAGAAAUUCGCAAAAGAGAGGCCCAGGAAGAGCCUCUGUUAAAAGAAAACCCCGGGCGAUUUGUUUUAUUCCCAAUUCAGUACCAUGACAUUUGGCAGAUGUACAAAAAAGCUGAAGCAUCAUUCUGGACAGCAGAAGAGGUGGACUUGUCUAAAGAUCUUGAUCACUGGGAGAAGUUGAAACCAGAAGAAAAGCAUUUUAUCUCACACGUACUGGCAUUCUUUGCUGCAAGUGAUGGAAUAGUGAAUGAAAAUUUGGUUGAAAGAUUUAGUAAAGAAGUUCAGGUGACAGAAGCUCGUUGUUUCUAUGGUUUUCAAAUUGCCAUGGAGAAUGUUCACAGUGAAAUGUACAGCUUAUUAAUUGAUACAUACAUUAAGGAUUCCACUGAAAGGUCUUUUUUGUUUAACGCCAUUGAGACGCUGCCCUGUGUUACUAAGAAAGCUGAUUGGGCCAUGAAGUGGAUUGGGGAUCAUGAACACCCCUACAGUGAGAGGGUUGUGGCUUUUGCUGCUGUGGAAGGCAUAUUUUUCUCUGGCUCGUUUGCUGCCAUUUUCUGGUUGAAGAAGAGGGGCAUAAUGCCAGGCCUAACAUUUAGCAAUGAGCUUAUCAGUCGUGAUGAGGGUUUGCACUGUGACUUUGCUUGCUUGAUGUUUAGACAUUUAGUGAACAAACCUUCUCAGGCCAGAAUUUACGAGAUCAUCACAGAUGCUGUAACCAUUGAGCAAGAGUUUCUUACAGAUGCCUUACCCGUCAAUUUGAUUGGAAUGAACUGUGAACUGAUGAGGAAAUAUAUUGAAUUUGUGGCCGACAGACUGCUGGUAGAAUUAGGAUGUGAAAAGUUUUAUCGUUCUGAAAAUCCAUUUGACUUCAUGGAGCACAUAUCAUUGGAAGGAAAGACAAAUUUCUUUGAAAAGAAAGUUGGUGAAUAUCAGAAGAUGGGGGUAAUGAACAAAUCGCCAACUAGCCAUCAGUUCUCUACAGAUGAAGACUUUUAAAAACAUUGUUUCUUGUAUCUCAGGAUGUUGUUUAAACUAUUUUAAAAGGAGGGGGGAUAAAAUACAUUUUGUUCUGCAUUUCCUUGUAUGCUGGCAUUACUCAUGUUUGACUGUAAAUACAUCAUCCAAUUCAUUCGAAGGUAUUUAACUGUUGUAAGUGUACAUGUAGUUAAGUUUUAUUUCUGCUUGUUUUAGCCCUUUUUUUUUUUUUACCUUGUGCAAUUGGUUAUUAUGCUAUUUCAUCUGUCAUUUCAAAUAUUUUUUACAUACACAUAUAUAUAAUGUUACUUUUAAAAAUUAGCAUUUUUAAACCUCUGGACUGCCCUGUAAAUAAUUUCUAAUUUAUUAAAAUGUGAUAAAAUAUUAA